GUCAGUUUUCUUUUGUCGAGCGAUGCGCGCUUAGUUUCUGUCACGUCCGGUUGUGGGAGGCCCGCUAUGAUCAGAUCAGCAAUCUGACCUUAUUCUGGAAGUGAAACGGGGACUUCCAAACUUCCGCGCUGGUAAUGGAAAGCACGUCUCACUCUGAAAGCAGGCAAGGUAUGAGCGACGACGCAAAGAGUCGUCCCCGCCGCCUGUGAAGCGUGACAGACAUCCGCAACACCCCUGCUCGCCCCCUCCGAGGAAAGGCGGGUUGAGGUCCCGCGCCGCCACAGCCCGACACGAACCCAACAUGCAGAAGGCUUCAUUCUCCACGAAGGCAGACAAAGAACUUUUAAAAAGUUGUCAUCAGCGGGCGUGCCAUCCAAUGCUGCUCUCGUGUUCAAUGUAUAUAUAUAUUUAUUUAUUACCGUGAAAAUUAUUAGCUAUAUAUAAGCAAGAACAUUACUGAGGUGGCUCAAUGGCUGAAGUCACCAGUGGAUGUCUGGAAGAUGGCCUCUCUUCUACGCCAGAUGAAAAUGAGUAUCCGUCAGGCUUUCCUCCCAAUAUCUGUGAUGAUGCACCGCAAGCCAAAUAUCUCUGUAGCAACUGCAGCAAUAUAUUAAAUAAAGCGCAUCAGACACUCUGUGGACAUCGCUAUUGUCUGGCCUGUCUCAGCUGGCUUAUGAGAAACAACAACAGCCCGGUAUGUAAGAAAUGCAAAGAGGAGAAUCCUGGGGCUGUGGCCGAGGAGAGCAUUCUGACAGCUGACCACUUCUACAAUGAUGCGGCGAUAAACAAAGAAAUUUCUGAUCUAAGUGUACAUUGUGCAAACCAAGGCUGCAACUGGAAGAAUACGUUGAAGAAUUAUGAAGACCACCAAAGUCAGUGUGAUUACGCCUUAAUUCCAUGCAACAUUGGCUGCGGACAAAUGGUUAUCAGAAAAAAGCUGGCCAGUCACCUUGAAAAAGGAUGUGUGAACAAUAUACUGGUUUGUUCAAAAUGCUCUCAAAAGAUGAGCCCGAGUGAAUUUCAGAAACAUUCUUGUGAAAAGGCCCAAGUGAAGGAAAAGAAGCCUGCAAAGGAAAAGAACCGACCCUUAAUGACAGCAAAGAAUAAGGACCAGUGUCGCUUCUGUGAAGUUGGCUGCACCUUUAAGGGAAAUAAAGAGAAGACCAAAGAACACGAACACACGUCACUUGUACCUCACCUCCAGUUACUACUUCAGGCAUUCUACAGCGUAAAGUCUUCAUUGUUCGCCAGCCAGGCCGGUGCUAAUGGAGAUGAUGGCCACUUUGUGGACGUCCAGCAUAAACUUAAUCAACUGGAGAGCACUUUUGACUGUCUGAACAUGCGGACCACACCUGAAAUGAAUGGAGAUUUGGAAGUGGAUAGCAAUUUACAUUCUUCAAAUUCAGAUGGCGCCCAAAAUCAAGAUGAUUUGAAUCGAUGCCAAGUGAAGCUCGAAGAGCUCGCUCAGAAAAUUCAAGUGUAUGAAAAUAUUGUCACGGUCCUGAAUCGAGAGGUGGAGAAAAGCCAGAUGACCAUUGCUGCCUAUGAAAAUCAGAAUAAAACCGAUCAAGACACCAUCAAAAAGUUGGAAGCUGAGGUUUCAGAGCUGCAGAGUUUGCUCCCCAUGAAAGAUCUGCUCAUCAAUGCUCUACACGUGCGGACUGCAGCACUAGAAGAGAUCUCCUAUGAUGGAACAUUCAUUUGGAAGAUCUCAGAGCUGAAUCGGAAGAUGCAGGAGGCUGCGUCUGGGAGGGUCAGUAAUCAGUAUUCUCCAGCUUUCUACACUGGAAAAUAUGGAUACAAAGUGUGUAUGAGGCUUUACCUAAAUGGAGACGGUGCAGGCAAAGGAAAAUUCAUGUCCCUCUUCUUCGUAAUCAUGCGGGGCGAUUACGACGCUUUAAUUUCAUGGCCUUUCAAGCACAAGGUGACUUUUUUCUUAAUGGAUCAAAAUCACCGGGAACAUGUGAUCGAUGCUUUUCGGCCAGACCUUAAAUCAAGUUCAUUUCAGAGGCCUCUAAAAGAAAUGAAUGUUGCGAGUGGCUGCCCUCUCUUUUUCCCGCUGUCAAAACUUUCAUCUCCCAAGCACGCCUACUGCAAGGACGACACCGUUUUCAUCAUUGUAUUGUUUGAUUUAACCUCAUGAGAAAUUACUAACAUCGUAUUUUUUUAUUGCACCACAGGGAUUGCAUUUUUAUGGUGCACCAGGUCAUUUUGGUGGUUUUGAGUAUAUUACUCGUUCAUUAAAAAAAAAACGCUUGGACUACA
Molecule: messenger RNA, 2265 nt
Organism: Erpetoichthys calabaricus (reedfish)
Lineage: Eukaryota; Metazoa; Chordata; Cladistia; Polypteriformes; Polypteridae
Product: TNF receptor-associated factor 1-like
Biological process (GO): tumor necrosis factor-mediated signaling pathway; positive regulation of JNK cascade; protein K63-linked ubiquitination
Cellular component (GO): plasma membrane signaling receptor complex; cytoplasmic side of plasma membrane
Molecular function (GO): zinc ion binding; tumor necrosis factor receptor binding; ubiquitin protein ligase binding
Source: RefSeq, a predicted model, not a curated record